Molecule: messenger RNA, 1625 nt
Organism: Budorcas taxicolor (takin)
Lineage: Eukaryota; Metazoa; Chordata; Mammalia; Artiodactyla; Bovidae
Gene: TRIM38
Product: tripartite motif containing 38
Exons: 7
Coding region: 127-1509 (460 amino acids)
Molecular function (GO): protein binding; zinc ion binding
Source: RefSeq, a predicted model, not a curated record
GUUAACUUCCUCACCCAGACCUCAGGAACCAGCAGCUACGGAGGGAACUAGCGCGAGUAUGUGACUGUCUGCUGUGUGGAGAAGGGAGUGGAAAAGAUUCAAUAUUGGAGCUUUACAGGAGAAACCAUGGCCUCAAAGAAGAUGAGGGAGGAAGCCACCUGCUCCAUCUGCCUGCACCUGAUGACUAACGCAGUGAGCAUCAGCUGUGGACACAGCUACUGCCAUGCGUGCAUAGUGAGCUUCUUUGAGAACCUCUACCGGAUGCAACCAUGGCUGAAGACAUUCUCCUGUCCCCAGUGUCGAGCACCAUUUAACAUGGAGAGCCUCCGGCCCAACAAGCAGCUGGGAAAUCUCAUCGAAGUCAUCAAGGAGAUGGACCAGGAAAUGUCAUGUGAGGAACAUGGAGAGAAGCUCCACCUGUUCUGUGAAGACGAGGGCCAGCUUAUCUGCUGGCUCUGUGAUCGUGGAGCCCAGCACAAAGGGCAUGCCACAGCUCUGGUGGAAGAAGCAUGCCAAGGCUACAAGGAAAAGCUCCAGCAAGCUGUGACAAAUUUGAGGCAACUGGAAGAGGAAUGUAUGAACCUGAAGGUGUUCACAGCAGAGCAAAUAACCAAAUGGAAUGAGAAGAUAGAAGUUCGGAAACAAAAAAUCCAGUCUGACUUUAAGACUCUCCAGAGCUUCCUUCAUGAGGAAGAGAAGUCUUAUCUAUGGAAACUGGAGAAAGAAAAAGAGCAAACUCUGAGGAGACUGAGGGACAAUGAGGCCAAUCUUGAACAGAAGAACCAUGAACUCCAGAGCCACAUCCUGGAGCUAGAGAAUAAAUGUCAGUGCUCAGCCCAGAAAUUGCUUCAGGAUGUGAAAGAUACUUUGAGCAGGAGUUGGGCUGUGAAGCUAGAACAACCAGAGGCCCUCUCUUUGGACCUUCAUACUGUGUGCAAUGUUUCUGAGCUUUACUUUGAUGUAAAGAAAAUGUUAAGGAAACAUCAAGUCAGCGUGACUCUGGAUCCAGAUACAGCUCAUUAUGAACUAAUUCUGUCUGAGGAUCGGAGACAAGUGAUUCGUGGAUGCCCUCAGGAGAAGCUUGAUAAUUCUUCUAGGAGAUUUAGUGCCUUGCCCUGUAUCCUGGGCUGUGAAGCCUUCACUUCAGGGAAACAUUACUUUGAAGUAGAUGUGGGAGAAGGAACUGGGUGGGAUUUAGGAGUCUGUAUGGAAAAUGUCCAGAGGGACACUGUCAUGCCGCAGACGCCUCAGUCUGGAUUCUGGGCCAUCAGACGGUGCAAGGAAGGCUAUGUAGCGCUUACCUCUCCCCUAACUUCCAUUCAACUGACAGAGAAGCCCCUGGUUGUGGGGAUUUUUCUGGACUUUGAGGCUGGAGUUGUGUCCUUUUAUAAUAUGACCACUGGCUCUCACAUCUUCACCUUCCCGAAGGCCUCCUUCUCUGACACUCUCCGGCCCUAUUUCCAGGUCUAUCUGUAUUCUCCUUUGUUCCUGCCUCCCCCAGAUGAGUAAGGGACAGACCAAAGUCUCCUCCUUGGUUUAACUAGUAUACAAGUAUAAUCUAAAUCUCAUGAGCACAGAAAUGUGGUCUCUUUUCUUCACUGCUAUUUCCUUGUACCUAGAACAGU